AUGUCGUCUGAAGACAAGAAGGUCGUUAUUGAAGAACAUCAACUGUCGUCCAUCUCCAUCACAGCUAGAAUUCCGGAAUUUUGGAAGAAGUCGCCUAGAACAUGGUUUAUCCAAGCAGAAGCAGUUCUAAAUCCUCAGAAGAUGUCCGACGAAUCAAAGUACCAGGUCCUUAUUUCAAAAUUACCCCCAGACGCAGUUGAGCAAGUUACACAGAUCCUUGUGGAUCCCCCUGAGAAAAAUAAAUAUGAGACCUUGAAGAAUAAGUUGAUAUUUAUAUAUCAAGAAUCCGAAGAGCGGCAAGUAAAAAAACUCAUUGGCGAAAUGGAAUUAGGCGACCAGAAACCAUCACAAUUACUAAGAAAAAUGCAAGACCUAGCCAGGGGACGAGUAAAUAACGAAACACUCAUAGUUAUGUGGCAAAAUCAUUUACCAAAUUCGGUGCGAGGAGUUUUAGCUGUAACGGAAGAAAAAGAUCUAGAGAAAUUAGCAUCAAUAGCGGAUAAAAUAAUGGAAACGACGACUCCCAUAAAUAGUGUUGCGACUGUCAAACAGGAACCAGGCCCAUCGGGUUCUCAGGACCAAAUUAUUUCGGCAAUAAACAAAUUGAGUGAUAGAUUACAAAAUUUAGAGUCAAGAUCACGAGGCCGUUCAAAUAACUGGCGAAGGAAUAACUUUAGACGCAACAGAUCCAGGUCAGGGUCAAGAAGUCGCACAAGGAAAUUCGAAGAUCCAAAUUGGUUAUGUUUUUACCAUUAUAAGUAUCGCAGCAAGGCAACUAAAUGUGUGGAUCCAUGUAACUGGAAGAAAAAACAGGACAAGGACAAGCCAGCGGAAAACUAG
Helicoverpa zea (corn earworm) is the source of this 840-nucleotide messenger RNA. RefSeq lists its product as uncharacterized. The transcript has a single exon. The coding region runs from base 1 to 840 and encodes 279 amino acids. NCBI's taxonomy places the organism in Eukaryota, Metazoa, Arthropoda, Insecta, Lepidoptera, Noctuidae. The record is from RefSeq and is a predicted model, not a curated record.